GUGUUUAUUUUUUCUUCACAAAAAGUGAAAGUGUCCUGUUCAUCUCUUUGCCCCAAACGAUCAGUGAGGCACAAAGUGAUCAUCAUCAUCUUCUUCUUCUUCUUCUUCUUCUUCUUCUUCUCCUCCUCACUGGACUCAAAAGGAGAAACUGAAGAGAUGAGCUCACACCAGUCAGUUAAAGUAGUCGGACAGGACGUCAUCCUGCCACAGAAGACCCUCACUCAAUGUGUGAACUCUGGAGACUCUUUACAACCCUGUGCGCAGACGGGAUGAUCCCAAUAUUCAGGAUAUUACAGGAAGUCUCUUUCAGGAUUAAAUGAGCAAUGGAAACCUUUCACCGAAAAAGGAUAUUACACAUUUUGUUUCUGAACUGGAGAGCCGGAUCAUGAAAGGAUGUGGCCCCCCGUUGUUGGAAGAACAACAUCCCUUUCCUGAAGGCUGGAGAGAAGCCCCACUCGCGACCACAGACCAAGUCAGGCGUGGACCUGGGAAAACAACUAAAGGUCCCCGAACACAUCGCCCAGACUUGAUCAUCUACUCAGAUGCUACCAAGCAGGUGAUCAUGUGGGAGCUGACUGUGCCAUGGGAAGAGAACAUGGAGGAGGCACACGAGAGGAAGCAGGCAAAAUACAUCGAAAUACCAAGACCUGGUGGAGGAGUGCAGGAGCCGGGGCUGGCGGGCUCACUGCGAACCUAUCGAGGUGGGCUGCCGGGGGUUUGCUGGGCGUUCAACCUGCAAAGCUCUGUCAGGGCUAGGGGUGACCGGAGCUGUUAAGAGGGGAGUCAUAAGUUCCAUAAAGCCGCAGAGAAAGCCACACGAUGGAUAAAGAGGGCGAGCCCGUGGAUUGGUGCCGCUGGGAUGCAAUCUGGGCCUUGACCAACCCCGGAUGGGUCACCUGAGUGAGGCAGUCUGAUGCUGAGAGACCCGAAACCCCCGAUGACCCCAGGAACAUCACUGAUGAUGUAUCCCAGCGCAUCCUAGAGAUGUAUUUAAAACCAUACAAAUGUUUUAUAAUCCAGCCUCCAAACCUGUAAAAUUGCGGCUGUGUAGAGGAAAUAAAACCUAACAGUGUCCCUACCAACAAUCUGACACUUUUUACCUCUCAAAAUCUUUUUUUCCCCCGGUGUAAUUAGAUCAAAUAAAUACGUAAUUAAAGGGGAACCUGGUCGAUAAAUAAUCAGGCAAAUUAGAAGAAAAAGAAUUUAGGCCCAAAAUAUAUAUACACACACACACACACACACACACACACACACACACACACGUUGGAAUUGUCAUGCACAUGGAGCAGUCAGUCCAGCAGUCCAGAUGAGAUGAUUCAUGAGUCAUCGCCUGCCCAAGCCCAUUUUGCCCAACAAGCCCCAAACAGUUUUCUACAACCAAAGUAAACAGGGGGAACAACCAAAGUAUGACUGCACUAAAUUCUUACACAUAACCCGUUUGUGACCAAAGACUAUAUCUAAUAAAUAUAAAUAGGCUGUGAAAAUACUCAGUGUAAAAAGACAGAGCUGUACCCUCUUUUAUUGUUACAGCGGGUCAAAGUGAAGCCACUGUAACAUGUAAAGGGACGAUGCAUCAUAUUUUAGCCUGUGUGUGUGCGUGCGUGUGUUAUUGAGCAAACAGAGCACUUGUCAAAGAGUCACUAUUAGCAGGCAACCAAGAGAGAGAAGCUCUGUAACGGAGCUCCUGAUUCAGUUAAUUUAAACAGGUACUCCACCCUAAAACUUGUUCUUCUAGUUUUGGAGUGUAUUAAAGUGUAGACAUUUGACAUGAGGAAGAAUGCAGAUGGGAUAUGAUUAAUAAAACACACAAACCUCUGCACAUGACUAGCGGGUUUGGCUGAUUGUAUGAUCAUUUUUAUGGUAGUUGUUUCUGACUUUGUUUGCGUGUGUUUGUGCUCCAGGCCCUGGGUUGGGCUUUGUUAUCAAGUGGAUGAAAGACAGGAACAUAAGCUGUGUGUGUGUGUGUGUGUGUGUGUGUGUGUGUGUGUGUGUGUGUGGCUGCCAUUGCUUUGUUAAAAUGUGAUGCCAACAGCGAUAGAAAAUGAAUGGUUAAAAUAACGUUGCACUAUGUAACCUCUAUGUGCACACACAAGGAUGACAACGAAAGUAUGUGCAUUUCAAUGCGAUGACUUGCGGGCGCAGAACAAAAUAAUAAUACCCCAGUUCAUUUGAGUGUAUUAAUGGUUUUACUUAACAUAUUUAAUUAAUUAAUUACAUUUACAUUUAAAUCUAAAUCAUAUUAGAGUACAGCAGUUACCGUAAUAAGACAUUCAUAAAUCUUUAAUUCAACCUGACUAAUCAGUCGUCCUUCAUGCAAAGUCUGUUUUUCCCCCAGGAGAAAUUGAAGAGAUGAGCUCACACCAGCCAGUUAAAGUAGUCGGACAGGACGUCAUCCUGCCACAGAAGACCCUCACUCAGUGUGUCAACUCUGGAGACUCUUUACAACCCUUGUACAUGGACAGGAUGAUCCUAACAUUCAGGAUAUUACAGGAAGUCUCUUUCAGGAUUAAAUGAGCAAUGGAAACCUUUCACUGACACAGGAUAUUACCACUCUUUUGUUUCUGAACUGGACAGCCGGAUCAUGAAAGGAAGUCGCCCUCCAUUGUUGGUGAGUACAGUUUACUAAAUAGUUAAUAAAGAGACACUCCAGGGAUUCACUUUCAUAAAGUUGAAGAGACAGAUUUGAGCAAGAAUGAUCCACACUGACGCAGCAGAGGCUGAUAUUCAGACUUUUGGGUCCUUGUAUGGGUUCAAGUUGGACAAACACUGGCUCCUACAUAAUAAUAAUAAUAAUAAUACAUUAAAUUUAUAGAGCACUUUUCAAGAAACUCAAAGACACUUCACAUGAGUUAAACGUAAAAUAAAAAGCUUAAAACAACACACUAAGAAAUUAUAGCUAUAUCUACAACAGUCAACAAUAAUGUGUUGUUAACAUCAUUAAAAGCAGUUCUGAAGAGGAGGGUUUUGAUCAGUGAUUUGAAGUUGUAUGGAUCAGUACAGUCAGGAGUGUGGUGAUGGAGCAGGUCUGCAAGGUGUAGGAGGGGGCCCGGUUGUGGAGGGCUUUGUGAGUGAGGAGAAGGACUUUAAAUUGGAUCCGUUGUUGGACAGGGAGCCAGUGGAGGUUCUGGAGGACAGGGGUGAGGUGGUCAGUGAAGUUCUGGAUGAACUGAAGUAGGACUUUAAUUCUGGGUGUGAUGAAAGCGUGGACGAGGGUCUCAGCAGCAGAAGAGGAGAGUGAGGGGCGGAGGCGUGCAAUGUUUUUCUGGUACAUUUCCCAUAAUGCAACUUAACUUCAACUCAAGAACAAGCAUCUUUCCUCAGACUUACCUGCCUUAGAAAAACCUGCUUCUUUUAAACCCUCCGGUGUGUAGGCCUCUCUAAGGCCAAGAGAAACUCCCUCCAGAGACACAGAACAAAUGGAACUGUUCUCAAAAUGUGAACUUGUCCCUAUAGGAUAGGAUAGGAUAAGAUAAAAUGUGAUCUAUGUAGUUGGUGUCACUUUUAUGAUGUGUGUAAAUACUCAUAUUAGUGAAAAGGGUCUCUGUGUCUUACAUUAUUGCUCCUUUAAAUACUAAAAGCACAUAUAAAUAAUGCCAGAGUCUGACACAAGGGGUUGCUGGUUACCUUUUUGAGGAAGUGCUGACAUCAGACAGAUAAACAGUGUAAAAACAUUAACAAUAUACAAAAUGUUAUGUUCUAAAAUUGACAUAAUUUGUACAUUUAAUGGGAAUAAAGCAAUCAUUCUGUAUCAACAUUACAAAGAAAUUGUGAGACAGGUGAUAUGACUGUCCGUGCUGUGCUGUGAGGGUUGCGGUUAUUAUAGUAACAAAGGCAAGCAUUUAAAAAAAAAAAAAAAAAGUUGAUGCACAGAAAAGAAAGAGCCUUGGGCAGCUCGUUUCCGCGCCCUCCUUACCCCUCCUUACCCCUCCUCCUCCGCCUCAGCCGCACCCCCCGUACGAGGAGGCUGCACUCCUCUCCUGUACCGUCAUUCAGCGAUCGACCAUGGAGCGGACUCUUCCCCUCCAGCUGCUGUUGGUCUUUUUAACUAGCCUGCUCAUUUUUGGCAGCUUUGCUUCUGGAAAACGAAUCUCUGCGAACUUUGGAGACACAGUUACGUUUACUGCGAGCGAGAACUGCGCGCACGGAGACUUCAAACUGAUGACAGGAGACAACUCUCGGACGGUGGCCAUGCGCGCUAAAGAUGUCUGGCUCGCAGGGAAAGAUUUCAAACACCGGGUGGAGCAUCUUUCACCGUCAUCUCUAAACUUCACCGGAGUAAACAUCAACGACGAAGGCUUGUUUGAGUUCACCUGCCGCGGCGGCGUUCUUACUCGCAUCCAACUGAAGGUUUUUUCCCCCUUUAAGCUGUCUGCGACCGAGGGAGAGCCGGUAGAGUUCCUGUGCCGUUCUGCUAGUGUGGCCGUGAAACUUCUAAGAUGGGAAAGAAACGGAGAGCUGGUCUGUGAGCUGGACCCUUCCUCCGGGGGGAUCAGAUAUGGGACAGGGUAUGAGGGAAGAGUUUCUGUACCGGCUGACUGGAAGCUGACCGGAGACUUCUCUCUGACUUUGGACCGGGUCCAUCUGGAGGAUGAAGGUCAGUUCAUCUGCUUCAUCGACAAAGCCGGAACGAGAGGAGACCCUGCUGCUGUGAUGAUGAAGGUCAACAAGAAAAUCCCCAAUCACACCAUCAGCAGACCCCCACCUGUAACUACGACGCAGGGAACCCCUGAAGAGUGUGCGAUUGGAGCUGGGACCAUUGCCGGUCUAAUAACAAUUGUAGGGCUUUUCAUCUUUGGAGUCAUCUUCUUUUGUCUGUGGCUUCGUUUGUGUCUGAAAUCCCGCAGACCAAAUGUGCAACGUGGACCUUCGACACCUGAGGAGAUAGAAUUUGUCAAAAAGGACACUAAUGGAAAUGAACCCCGUGGAGUGCCUUUCUCAAAUGGUCAUUCAUGAACUGACAGUGGAUAAAUUAUCGGUCCAUGAAAAGAAUAAUUUAUUUUGACCUCUUGUGCAAUUUUAGGAUUAACUUUACUAGAAAAAAUUAAUGAGUCAGAACUUUUAACACUAUGCAUUCCACACAUUAAUCCUGUAUUUGCACAAUUAUAUACUCUAUUUUUAAUACUUCCCUUUGCUGUCUGUUUCCUUGCCAAUAAAGUUCUGACUUCCAAAAAGUGA
Messenger RNA from Dicentrarchus labrax (European seabass), 5175 nucleotides. RefSeq lists its product as uncharacterized. The record is from RefSeq and is a predicted model, not a curated record. The transcript is spliced from 4 exons. Lineage: Eukaryota; Metazoa; Chordata; Actinopteri; Moronidae. Bases 4003 to 4953 code for a protein of 316 amino acids.